AUGGUUAUUUGUCAAGACUGCACUAAAAAUCCAGCAAAAAUAAAAACUUCAAAAGAUGGGCUAGUCAGAUGUGUGGAAUGUUUUAACCGGUGGUUUGAAGAGGACGUCCACAAAACCAUUAUGGAAACAAAAAUAUUUAAUUUUGGAGAGAGAAUAGGAAUUGGAGUAUCUGGAGGAAAAGAUUCGACAGUUUUAGCUGAAGUUUUAAAUAAAUUAAAUAAAAAGUAUUCUUAUGGAUUGGAGCUUGUACUUUUGUGUGUAGAUGAAGGAAUUGAAGGUUUUUUUUUAUUUUUAAGAGGAUAG
Meloidogyne enterolobii is the source of this 303-nucleotide messenger RNA. The record is from the annotation of a GenBank genome assembly. NCBI's taxonomy places the organism in Eukaryota, Metazoa, Nematoda, Chromadorea, Rhabditida, Meloidogynidae.